Molecule: messenger RNA, 1082 nt
Organism: Cygnus olor (mute swan)
Lineage: Eukaryota; Metazoa; Chordata; Aves; Anseriformes; Anatidae
Gene: ATG101
Product: autophagy related 101
Exons: 3
Coding region: 91-747 (218 amino acids)
Biological process (GO): autophagosome assembly; autophagy
Cellular component (GO): phagophore assembly site
Source: RefSeq, a predicted model, not a curated record
AGCGGGGACCGGGGACCGGCGUCGGGGACCGGGGACCGGAGCUGGGGCCGGGGCCGGGGCCGGGGCCGGGCGCAGCGGCCGCCCCCCGCCAUGAACUGCCGCGCCGAGGUGCUGGAGGUGUCGGUGGAGGGCCGGCAGGUGGAGGAGGCGGCGCUGGCCGUGCUGCACACCGUGCUGCUGCACCGCAGCACCGGCAAGUUCCACUACAAGAAGGAGGGCACCUACUCCAUCGGCACCGUCGGCACCCAGGACGUCGACUGCGACUUCAUCGACUUCGCCUACGUCCGCGUCUCCUCCGAGGAGCUCGACCGGGCCCUCCGCAAGGCGGUCGGGGAGUUCAAGGAUGCGCUGCGCAGCUCGGGCAGUGACGGGAUGGGGCAGAUCUCGCUGGAGUUCUACCAGAAGAAGAAGUCGCGCUGGCCCUUCUCAGACGAGUGCAUCCCCUGGGAGCUGUGGACCAUCAAGGUGAACGUGGUGAACCUGGCCAACGAGCAGGAGCGGCAGAUCUGCCGCGAGAAGGUGGGCGAGAAGCUCUGCGAGAAGAUCAUCAACAUCGUGGAGGUGAUGAACCGCCACGAGUACCUGCCCAAGAUGCCCACCCAGUCCGAGGUGGACAACGUCUUUGACACCAGCCUGAAGGACGUGCAGCCCUACCUGUACAAGAUCUCCUACCAGAUCACGGACUCCCUGGGCACCUCGGUCACCACCACCAUGCGGCGGCUCAUCAAAGACACGCUGGCUCUGUAGGGCACGGGCCCUGGUCCCCCUUUGGGAGCAGCUCUCCAGCACGGCCCCAGGCUCUCGGGGAAGGCGUCUCCCUCCUCUCCACCUCUUGAAAAGCUUCUGCGAGGAGCUGGGCUCGGCCCAGCCUUUAAUUGUGGGUUGCUGCUGGUUUGGGCCAAGCGUCCUGUGGGGUGCUGGCCACGAAAGCUCGCCCGUCCCGGAGAACCAGCUGGGUGGCUGCGAGGCAGAAGGGUGACUGCUGCUCGUCACGGCACCGCCUUGGCGCUGGGACAGAAGCGCUGGGGAUCCUGCUCUACAUUUUGCCUUCCUCCGGGGCGAAAAUAAAGUAUUUUCCCUUC